GACAUGCGUCCGAAGCUAUCGUUGUGUCCACGAUAAACAUCCCAAAGAAAACCGAAAUUCGUGUUACAGGUCCCCGCGGCGCCGUUGGCGGUUGCAGUACCCCCGGCAGUAGAGUGGAUCCCUGGUGGAAUCCUGGUUCCCUCUUCCCAUCGACCCCUGGGCCCCCAAGGAUCGACGAGGGGGCACCGGACAACGGUAGCGGUGGUUUCCAGUUCUGCGGUCCACCGAAUACUAUCGCGAACAAUCCGUCGCAAUCACAUCAUUCCAACCAACGUCACCAUCAGCCGAGUCAGUCGACAACCGGCAGAAACGUGUGCACCAGCUACGGUAUCGCCUCGACCGCGUCCUCUUCGUGCUCGUCGUCGAGCCUCGGUCACGUGGACACGGUAGCGCGAGGCGCCGAUGCCGUAGCCUCGGCCAACAGCGUGUACGGCAUCGCGACGACGUCAUCGGCCAGCAACUUGAUCCUCUCGGCGCUCUUGACCACCACGUCCUCCGGAGACACGCAGAGUCAAACGUCGCGAGCUGGUGGCCCAGCCACCUCGUCGACGACGUCGCACGGCCUCGCGAACGCGAGGACCAUUACCACCACCACCACCACCACCAGCAGCAGCAGCAGAAGCAGCAACAAUAGUAGCAACGUGUCAGCAGAUUCCUUAAACGGUAUCCUAUCGUCUCUAAACGUCCGGAUCAAGACGGAGGAGUAUCCGAAAAUACGCGCGGAGGAACGAAGAACGACAAACGCGACACUUUCAUCAGCGUCACCGUCGUUGUCUUCGUCCUCGACGACGUUCAACGCAUCACUCCUCAGCACCUUGCUGUCCACGUCGCGGAUCUCCUCGGCUACUACCUGCCGAAGCGACAGCGAGGACGACAUUCUGUCGAGAUCGUGCAUCAAGCUCGACUACCCGACAGACCCGCAGCAUCAGCAGCCAGGCCAAGAUCAACAACAGGAGGGACAACAGUCGGCGGUGCGUGGCAUCAAGGUUGAAUACCCGCUCAGUCAUUCGUCGCAGGACGUUCUGGACACCGGCGAAGAGGAGGAACUGGCCGCCACGUCCCCCUACGACAUCAUUGCAGCCGGAAAUCCCAGGUGUCUGUCGGCGAAGCAGGCCACCACAGGCAAGAGCCAGGCGAGUCCUUUGGUGAAGGACGUGAUCGUGCCACCCUGUCCGGGCGGUGUGUCGCCGACCUCGGACAUUGUGAUCGAGAUGAAGUACGAGACGCAGUCAGGCCCACCGGCGGCGCCGCCUCAUCUAACCUCGUCUGGCGUGGAGCCACCGCACAGUAGUCAAGGAACGGGCAUCGUGGUCGGCGGCUCGCCGGCGGAGGUUGUCGGCGUGGACAGUUUACUGUUGUCGCCGUGGGGCGCGACCGGGCCAGACUUCCUGGAGCCUCCCGACGUGAAGCAAACGGCAGCUGGUCUGCAGGAUGCUUGGGACACUCUGCUUCUUGGCUCGUCGGUGGGCGUAGCCUCGGCGCAAUCGUUGGCAGAAUUGAAACCGCUACCGCCAUUCACCGGUUACACCGGCCACUUGAGUAUCAACGGUAUACCCGGUCAUCACUAUCACGCGAUCGCGUCUGCUCAGAGACCGUCGUUACCCUCCUCCUCGCCCACGUCCUCCUCGAAUCAGGAGUACUACGAGUCACCGGUUGUAUCCUCCAGCACGCCGUGUCCGCAGGGUAGUCAGAAGCAGCAGCAGCAGCAACAACAACAGCAACAGCAACAGCAACAGCAGCAGCAGCAGCAGCAGCAACAACAGCAGCAACACCAUCAACAUCAGCAGCAACAGCAGCAGCAGCAGCAGCAGCAUCACCAUCACCAUCAUCAUCAUCAUCAACAGCAGCAACAGCUGCCACAGUCGACGCAGCAGGUGGAUUACGACAUCGAAGACAUAGCGGAGAUCAUCGGGUCGGCGAUAGCGGACACGACGGUCCCCGGUGGUGGUAACGGGCCAGGCUCGGAGCACGAUCCGGACGCGUCGCGAGACUGGAUCGACAUCGCCGAGUGGAUCGACACCGCCUGUUCGCCAAAAGCCCAAGAGACCACGUCGCCUAGCCCGUACUCUCAGAUAUACGCGACGGCCACGCCUUCCACGCAAACGCAGCAACACGGCUCCACGUUGCAGAGUUUGCUAACGCACGGUUACGCGCCGUUGAUCAACGCGAGGUUACAAUCGGCGAACGCCGGCCUCCAAAACGCGUCAUGCGGCGAGACACCGUCGUCGACGAGCCCCUAUCCACCUGUCAGCCCGCCCGGCCGAGUCUCCACCUCCUGCAGCCCCGAUCACCUGCUGCACUCGUCGUUCGCGACGCCCUCGCAUCCGAGAAAGAGGUCACGGCCAACACCGGGCUCGCAGAACCCGUCGAAAAAGAGCCCGGGCACAGGGGCGGCGGCGCUCCCCUACGGAACGGAAUCUGGCCUGAUUGGCGGCAAGGAGAAACCCGUUCACAGGUGUUCCAUCUGUAACCGAGGCUUCCUGAACAAGAGCAACAUCAAGGUGCACCUGAGAACGCACACCGGCGAGAAGCCGUUCAGGUGCGACGUAUGCGGCAAGGCAUUCCGACAGAAGGCGCAUCUCAUCAAACAUCAACAAAUUCACAAGAGGAUCGGCAGGGACUAGAUGAAGCUUCUCUCUCUCUCUCUUUCUCUUUCUCUCGCCGUGCGUUUCCGUGUGUACCUAAACUACUACUGUAAGUACCUAUUGACAAAGUAGCGCUGAUUGGUGGCCAAACCGUGGACACGAGGACACGUGUGACGUGUGACUCACGUGUUUUCAAAACGAACGACGAACGUGUCGGCGAGAUCAAGUCGUCCAGGAACGGGCGAAUGACACAUCGUAGCUAGCGUAGAAGAGAAUGGGACUCGAGCAGCUCGAGGUUCCUUCGAGAUGGAUGGCCACUGGAUGGAUACGCGAAACUGAAUCCAGGAAAAGUGAGAUGAUCUCUCCGUGCUGUGUUAUAUCGACGACGAUGAAGGCGAGGGCGAACCCCGCUGGUCGCAAUAUAUAUGCGGUGUGUACAUAGAAAUACGUGUCGGUAACAGAGCACACGUGCGUGCGCGAAAAUAUAUAACGUAGAAAGAAUCGAACGAUUACAAGAUGUGCAGUAAAAUUAAGA
This is a messenger RNA of Frieseomelitta varia, 3120 nucleotides long. RefSeq names its product cell wall protein DAN4 (gene ich). The record is from RefSeq and is a predicted model, not a curated record. Gene Ontology annotation, cellular component: nucleus. NCBI's taxonomy places the organism in Eukaryota, Metazoa, Arthropoda, Insecta, Hymenoptera, Apidae. The transcript has a single exon. The annotation marks the transcript as partial. Gene Ontology annotation, molecular function: RNA polymerase II cis-regulatory region sequence-specific DNA binding; DNA-binding transcription factor activity. Gene Ontology annotation, biological process: regulation of transcription by RNA polymerase II.